AUGGAAGAUAUUCAGAAAAAGGAUGAAAAUGACCACCGUGCACUGAACUCCCAGAAGAAGUUACCAUGGUUUCCUGCUGUUCAGAAGGCAAUGCUGAAAAUAACAAUCCCGGAUGAUACCUUACAACAUUGUUAUCCCCUGAUGGCGGUGGGAUUGGCAACCGUGUAUUCUGAGCAGAGAUUCCCCAUGAGAAUGGAAUCCCGGUUUCGUAUUGGGAUGCAAAUGAUUGUUGCAGAGGAGGUAAGAUGUAAUUGCCUAAUCCGGAGAGUAGUCCAUGAUGAAGUUCUCCCUCAUUUCCAAUGGGGGUUGGAUUCUGUUGCUGCAUUGUUGCAAAAUGAUCCAAAUGCAUUGUAUUCUGGUGUGAUAUCGCGAACGGAAGCAUGGUCAAGAAAGUAUUGCUGUUCACAUAAUGAUCCUGGUAAUAACUAUCCGGCUGCAGAGGAAUAG
Oldenlandia corymbosa var. corymbosa is the source of this 447-nucleotide messenger RNA. NCBI's taxonomy places the organism in Eukaryota, Viridiplantae, Streptophyta, Magnoliopsida, Gentianales, Rubiaceae. The record is from the annotation of a GenBank genome assembly.